GUGGACGUGUGGUCCUUCGGCGUGAUUCUCUACGCGCUGCUCUGCGGGUCUCUUCCUUUCGACGAUGAGCACGUGCCCAAUUUGUUCAAGAAGAUCAAACACGGUAGCUUCACCCUCCCCGGCCACUUGAGCCUCUGGAGCCGCGACUUGCUGCUGCAGAUGCUCGCCGUAGACCCCAGCCGCCGCAUUCGUUUGGGGGCCAUCAAAAGCCACCCGUGGUUUCAAGAGCUGCCGCAGUAUUUGCUGCUGCUGCGGCCUGCUGCAGCAGCAGCAGCAACUCCCGACGCCCUCGUCCUCAACCAAAUGGCCAAACUGGGGUACGACGUGAGCGACCCUUCGGUGUUUCGAAGAGGCCUCGUGGGGUUUCCGAGAAGCCGCGAGGCUGUGGCUUAUCAGCUGCUGUCGGACCGCCGCCGCAAGCAAAUAGCGCUUUCUGGAGCAGUCGCGGAGGAGCUGCCCACUUUCCCCUUCAGCGUGGUGCAGCGCCUGAGCCUCCGCUGCUGCGGAGGGGCUCCUUCUCGUGCUGCUGCUGCUUCGCUGCUGUCGCUGCAGCA
Eimeria tenella is the source of this 554-nucleotide messenger RNA. Its product is annotated as CAM kinase, SNF1 family, putative. NCBI's taxonomy places the organism in Eukaryota, Apicomplexa, Conoidasida, Eucoccidiorida, Eimeriidae. Gene Ontology annotation, cellular component: cytoplasm. The record is from RefSeq and is a predicted model, not a curated record. Gene Ontology annotation, biological process: protein phosphorylation; intracellular signal transduction. The transcript has 4 exons. The annotation marks the transcript as partial. Gene Ontology annotation, molecular function: protein serine/threonine kinase activity; ATP binding.